Cladophialophora immunda is the source of this 1855-nucleotide messenger RNA. RefSeq lists its product as uncharacterized. Bases 788 to 1621 code for a protein of 277 amino acids. The transcript has 3 exons. The record is from RefSeq and is a predicted model, not a curated record. NCBI's taxonomy places the organism in Eukaryota, Fungi, Ascomycota, Eurotiomycetes, Chaetothyriales, Herpotrichiellaceae.
CUUGAACUCACGCUGAUGAUCAUCUCUGUUGUCAACAAUUGAGCAGCCGUCUGAUCAUCGACAGACUGCUCCCCCAGAAUGCGGCAUAAGGCUGUGGCAAUACCUGAAAUGCGCCCGGCGUCAAGGGCCGCAAAAAAGGAAACGGGCCCUCAAGCGCGUUUCAGAUUCUGCCAACCCUUGACCAGCAUUCAACCACAGCCACUCUUUCACCUCUCCUCUCCCCGGCCUGAGGAAGACAUGGAAUCUGCAGCAGCUGCAUGAUUUUGGACCGAAUUGGGCAUCACUUGACUCGAUCUCUCGGGACAAUGCCACAGGUGAGAGGGCCUUCGUUUCUGAAACUGGGUUUGAAGACUUCUCAGACGGUACACACCAUCUGACCAAUAGACACGUCUUUCCCGUGAGUGUCGCAUCUCAGAUACUACAGCUUCAUCUCGCGCUCGCGCUUAUGACGGUGGUGACUCUGAGACUUUCUCUCUCCGAGAUCAAUGGGUUGAAGAUCAAAAAGGCCCGUUAAAGAAUGCUGCCGCUACCUCCUCUGAUGUUGGCCACCACUCGUCUCUUUCCAUGUACAUUCACUUCUAUUGAUGCUCCGGCUACUCAAUAGCCUGCUGUCAUCCUAUUGUUCUAUUCAUCCCAGCGUUCGAGCCAGUUAAUUGCGCCUACAAAUAUUCUUUCCAAUCCAAGUCCUGAACCCUUUCGUGAUACCCAGUCCUGGCAAUAAUCAUCAUUUUCCCCCAAAAUCUACACCAAGGAUUUCAACCGACUUAAUCAAGAUCCAAUCCGCAACAUGCGCUUCUUUGGCAAAACCCUGGCCGGCGCCGGUUACGUCGUGCUCAACAUCAUCCGAGUUAUGAACAUAAUUGCCCUUUUGGCCGUCAUAGCGGCGAGUUCGGUCAUGCUGGUCAAGACCUUCAUAGUGUCAAAAUUUUUCUUUUUCGACGCCUGCGAGCACGUUCUUCGGGUCGUCAUGAGUGGAUUCCUCAUCCUCACCGAGCUCUCUCUCUUCAAGUCCUACUUCUCCAAGAAUUGGCCUCUUUUCAGCACCCGCUCGAGUUUUGUCAUGCUCGGCCUUGCCAUGAUCUUCCUUGGGAACAGUCUUCUUGGGAACCUCAACAAACACGCCACCAGUCAAGAAAGCCUGGGUCUGCCAUUCUGGCGGCUUGUGAUUGCCGCGGGGAUCAUUGUGUUUGUGAUGGGCUUUAUCAAUCUCUUUGCAAGCUAUGUUUUCAGAGAUACCAAGGCGCAUCUCACGGCUCGACAGGUGCGGUCGCAUGGGGCGGUCGCAUCACACAAAGCAGACGUGGAAGCGUCGACUCCGAAACCGCCGAGUCGGAAAAGUCACUAUCGGUCGUUCUUCCUGGGCAAACGAGAUUCCCUGCCCUCAUACUAUUCUCGCAAGAAUACGGAGCGCGCCAACAUGGCCGAGACACCCAAGAUGCAUCUGGCCAUUUCCAGUCCCUUCCCACAGAACCAGCCCCUGACUCGCGCCGCCCAGAGUCCCGGUGCAGCCAGUUCCAAGUACAGCCAAAGUCCCAAGAGUGAGCGAUAUGCUAUGAGCCCUGAAGUCAACCGGCCGGAUUUGGCGCAUCAUCCCGCUAUGACACAAGGCCAUGCUAUCUGAGAAGGCUUGCACAGCGAAGGAGGUGAGAACGGGGAUCAGAGCAUAUUUGAGAUGUAAAGAUGGAAUACGAUGAUCGUAUCGAUUGAUCUCCACAUCAUUUACACUCUCGAGUCCUCCAGCACGGACGAGAGGGACCAACAAUCAAGGCCGUGCAUGUUUUGCUAUUUUUGAUUCUUGCAGCAGAUACCCAGACCCAGGCGGCAAGAAAUAAUCAGACAGUGAUGAGUUACGAAA